This is a messenger RNA of Pleurotus ostreatus (oyster mushroom), 765 nucleotides long. RefSeq names its product 14-3-3 protein (gene BMH1). Gene Ontology annotation, cellular component: cytoplasm. Gene Ontology annotation, biological process: signal transduction. Lineage: Eukaryota; Fungi; Basidiomycota; Agaricomycetes; Agaricales; Pleurotaceae. The record is from RefSeq and is a predicted model, not a curated record. Bases 1 to 765 code for a protein of 254 amino acids. The transcript is spliced from 4 exons.
AUGCCUGAAUCCCGCGAAGACUCUGUCUACCUCGCCAAGCUCGCUGAGCAGGCUGAGCGUUACGAAGAGAUGGUUGAAAACAUGAAGCGCGUCGCCUCAUCAGAUCAGGAGCUUACCGUCGAGGAGCGCAAUCUUUUAUCUGUCGCAUACAAGAACGUUAUUGGUGCCCGUCGUGCCUCCUGGAGAAUCGUCUCGUCAAUCGAGCAGAAGGAGGAGUCGAAGGGUAACGAGGCUCAGGUGUCGAUGAUCAAGAGCUAUCGCGAGAAGAUCGAGAGCGAACUCGCCAAGAUCUGUGAAGACAUUCUCGACGUUCUUGAGAAGCACCUUAUCCCUUCUGCUGCCUCCGGCGAGUCGAAGGUCUUCUACCACAAGAUGAUGGGUGACUACCACCGGUACCUUGCCGAGUUCGCCACUGGCGAUAAGCGCAAGGACAGCGCCGAUAAGUCACUAGAGGCAUACAAGGCCGCUUCCGAUGUUGCUGUCACCGAACUCCCUCCUACACACCCGAUUCGUCUUGGUCUGGCCCUCAACUUCUCUGUCUUCUACUACGAAAUCCUCAACAGCCCCGACCGUGCCUGCCAUCUUGCUAAGCAAGCUUUCGAUGAUGCUAUUGCUGAACUCGACACACUGUCAGAAGAGAGCUACAAGGAUUCGACCCUCAUCAUGCAACUCCUUCGUGACAACCUGACUCUUUGGACUUCUGACAUGCAGGAUUCUGCCGAUAAGCCAGCUGAUGCGAAGGAGGAUGCCCCGGCCGACGAGUAG